AUAUUAGAAAAACCUCCUCUAUAGUCACAACAUAUGACUUUUUUUAUAAUCACAUCCUUUUUUUCGGUACAACCUUAAUCAUUUUCUUCUGGAGUAAAAUUUCAAUAGUUGUGUCAUAUAUAACAAAUGAGCAGUUGUUCACUCUUUAUUCUACAUUAUAAUUAGUUUUUAUUACCAUACAAUGUAAUGUGAUAUUGUGACAAGACCGUAAGAAUUAUUACGAAAAAAAAGAUAAUAAAUAUUAUGUAACCGCGAUUAUCGAAAAAGUAUUUUCUUUGUUUUAAAUCUAAAAUGGCAUUAUGACGUAUUUAUUACGAUAGUUGUCCAGAAAUAUCAUAUAAACAAGCACGUCUCUAGUAACAGUUGAUUAUCCGAAGUUUAGGCGGUUACAAGAUUUAAGCUUUGGUAAAUUAGAGUUUUAGAGAAGUUUAAGCUUGUUAAAAAUAGGUAAAGAGAGGAAAAUGUCCAGUGCAAGCUCAUCACAACGAUGCAUUCUUGCAGUUGGAAAUACGGGGAAUGGAAAAAGCUUUACAGCAACAAUUUUUGGAGCACAAAAUGUGAAAAUCGGACAUACAACCAAGUCUGAAACUCAAACAAUUACGGUUUAUGAUAUCAAAGGAGGUUUCUACAUUGAUACACCUGGGCUCGAUGAUUCUGAUGAAGAUAAGAACGAUGAUGAAACUGUGCGUUUGAUUUAUCUUAAAAUGGUGGAAAAGGGUAUUCGGAAUUUAACAACAAUCUUGUGGUUUGUAAUGCCUGAUGCUAGAGCGAAAGGCUCAUACAAACGUCAAGCAAGAUUUAUAGAAUCUUUGGCUAAAUACCAUAUUGGAAAAAAUGUAUGGGAUAAUACCAUUAUCGUUACUAAAGGUGAUAGAAUUGAAAACGGCCCUCGUGAUGCUGCCAAUGAAAUAAGAGAACAUAAUGAUAACUUACUUUCAAACACUGGCGAAUUUAAUAUUUUGUUGUAUGAAAGUUUACUACCUACAAACGUUUAUGUUCAAAUGGAACUCACAAGUGAACGAUUAAACACGUUUGGUGUUUUUAAAGAAUCGGAACCAGAACGAAUCCUCGCAAAGUACGAAUCAUUAAUAGAGGGACAUCUCGAGAAUCCGGUAUGUCUCAACCUUAGAAAAGUAAAGUGUUCUAAGUGUUCCGAAGAAACUGAUCCAAGGUUAGCGUCUCUUAAAUGUCAUACGGAAAUAGAGUUAAUUCAUCCAGCUACAGAGGAUGUUCAUCGUGGAAAUGUAAUAAAAAUACAUCCAUCUUCCAAUUAUCGUAAGCAUUCUGAUUACUAUGUUGAAGCUACAACGAGACAGGAGUUUGACGAUAGUCCUCAAGCUUGGACGGUUCGUGCUUUUUCUUUUGGAGGAGUAAAUCCUACUAGAUCCGUAUUUGUACCUGGGUACUGGAAGUGUUGUGGUAAUAACGAUGCUAAUUCAUCUGGGUGCAAGCAAGUUUAUCAUUGUUGCGAAAGAGAUUAUCAAUCUUCUGGAUGUCAAAAAAUUUUUGAUGAAUGCAAACAUAAUUAUGGCGGAACACCUUGUCUUACAAUUUGUAAAGACUGUAAGGAAAGGUCUGAUACAGUAGGUUGCAAGGAGAAGUGUAAGGAUUGCAAUAAUGAUAAUCCACAUAAUACGAAAGGAUGUACCCAUAUAUCUCAUAAUUUCCCCAAUUGAGAUAUUUAUUGAAAAUGAAGUAAAUUUACAUACUCUUGAAAUUGAGACCUCAAGUACUUGUUAUUAUACAAUUAGGACAUUAGAAUUGUAUAGAAUAUUUUAUCGCAACGAAUUAUUUUUUAGGAAUGAGAAAUAUAUAUAUAAAAUAAAUGAUGCUUUUUUCCCUUUCUAGUGUAGUUUUAUCAAAAUCAUGAAUUAGCUGUGGUUAAAUAAUAAAAAAUAUGAUUU
Molecule: messenger RNA, 1904 nt
Organism: Rhizophagus irregularis DAOM 181602=DAOM 197198
Lineage: Eukaryota; Fungi; Glomeromycota; Glomeromycetes; Glomerales; Glomeraceae
Source: RefSeq, a predicted model, not a curated record